This is a messenger RNA of Ectocarpus sp. CCAP 1310/34, 502 nucleotides long. NCBI's taxonomy places the organism in Eukaryota, Phaeophyceae, Ectocarpales, Ectocarpaceae. The record is from the annotation of a GenBank genome assembly.
GGUGUUCCUGUUACCCUCAAGAGAAGAGGGGGGGAGUGAGUGAGGGAGACCAGAGCGGUACUCGCUUUCCCCUGCAAAAAAAACUGCGGCUACCUUCUCCACCCAUCGCCGUGAUUCGCCUGGCUUGUGUGUCGCGAAUCAGGUGUGGCAAAAUAGUUGUUAGAGCCUAGGAUCAUCGCAUCUAAAUAUGGCGGGCAGAGCAGCAGCUGCUCCUGAGCAGCAACAUCAAGCGAGCAGCAGCAGCCGUGAUCGCCGCGGGGACAGCAUCGCUGGUGCAGCCCGCAGCCUGCUUCGACGCCGUCAAGGGUGCCGAGUGGUCGGAGGCCGCGACGGAGCGGAGGCGGAGCUCUCGCUGCUGCCGUUCCCCCCCGAAGUGAUGUCGCUGGCGCUCCUGUACGCUGAAGGGAAGACGCUGUCUCAGGCUGCAUGUGUUUCGAAGGUAGGAUCGAAGUCGGAAUGGCUGCGACUGUGGUGUGUGGUGUUCCCAGUUCUCAGCCGUUGA